UUGGAGGGAGGUUAGAGCAGGAAUUGGAGUACACAGAAGCAACGUUGGGAGCGGGCUGGGGUGCAACAAGCCAAAUAAUCGUGCAAACGCCAAAGAAAGAUGGGGAAAACAUCCUUACACAAUCGGCCUUACUGCAACAUGUCAGGUCGGCCGUUCUUGCGACGCAAGUUGAAGUCGACAUGUACGGAGUUACAUGGAGUUUUAAAGAUGUAUGUUUCAUAACAGAGUAUCCUAGCUUUGAAGACCAUUUAAUAGAUAGUAUUAUAGAGAACAUUAUUCCUUGUACAAUAAUCACGCCAUUGGACUGCUUCUGGGAAGGAGCCAAGCUACUUGGGCCUGAAAGGCCUAUUCAAAUACCAAAUUAUAACAAAACCCUAAGAUGGACCACUUUGGACCCUCUUGGGCUUCUUCAAAUUUUUGAGGGUUACGAGGAGUACUUCUCGCCGGAAGCCUUCAGAGAUAUUAUAAAUAGAACGGGUAUUGGGCAUGCCUAUCAAGUGAAACCUUGUCUAAAUCCUUUAGAUCAGGAAUGUCCUGACAUGGCACCCAACAAAUUAUCGGGAGAGAUCCCAAAUAUUGCAGCUCAUUUAACAGGUGGCUGUGCAGGGUUUGCCAGCCGCUACAUGCAGUGGCCGGAAGAACUCUUGAUCGGGGGAGUCUCCAAGAAUCAGAAUGGCUCAGUACAGAGUGCUGAGGCGUUACAAACCAUUAUUCAGCUGAGAGGGGAAAAAGACAUGUACGAAGCAUGGAAAAAUAACAUUAAGGUCAGUGAGGUCACAUGGACGGACGAAAAAGCGAAAGCUAUCCUCAACGAGUGGCAGAGAAAAUUUACAGAUAUUGUGAGGAAUAGCACAAUAACCAACACAACUCAAAACGUUAAUGCUCUCUCGUCCGCCUCGUUAGAGGAUCUUCUCCAAGACUUCUCAAGGACCAGUGUUGUUCGGGUUGCUAUGGGUUACGCCAUCAUGACCAUGUAUGCUACCCUUACGAUGAUGAAGCUUUACGAUGGUGUUCGGUCCCAAGGAGGACUUGGUCUUUUCGGGGUUCUGCUGGUGGCAGGCUCGGUCGCGGCAGGACUAGGGUUCUGCGCCCUUAUUGGCAUUGUAUUCAAUGCAUCUACAACUCAGGUUUUACCAUUUUUAGCUCUAGGAGUCGGAGUGGACGAUAUGUUUCUCCUGGCCCACACAUCUACCUCAAUACCCUCAGAAAUUCCACUUCGGCAUAAAACUGGUGAGAUCCUGCGACGAGCAGGAGUCAGUAUAAUCCUGACGUCAGUCAAUAAUAUCUGUGCCUUUAUGGCAGCAGCCAUCAUUCCAAUCCCAGCGCUUAGAUCACUUGCCUUCCAACUUGUCAUAGUAUUGACCUUUAACCUCCUGGUCAUGCUGCUAAUUUUCCCAGCAAUCCUUGCCCUGGAUGCAGAAAGGAGAGAAGAAAAGAGGAUAGACCUCCUUUGCUGUGUCCAAAGUCAACAAGCACACAGAGUUAUAAGGGUGCAGCCUCGGCCCCUCUGUGGUGGUUCGGACCCCUACAGGGAGUCGCCUCUUCCGAAUCGCUACUCAAGGAAAUCUCCUCGACGCUCAUCUCCUAACAGGACCACAGACGUCACCCUCCAUUCCACUGUCCAGACCAUCACGCAUGCACCCACCGACGGGUACAGCGGUCAGUGCGUCACCGAGGUCAUACCCACUGCUUCUACCACCACCGAUAGGACCACGCCCCUUCCUCCGUACGACUCGGCCCCACCCAGCACGGCGGCGUCGGUAGCAUCGAUGAGAACGUUGCUCAAAGCGCAGAAGAUGUCGUUUGGGGACUGUCUGAAGAAGUUACGGUUCUGGAGGUGGAAUUUCUCAGAGUUUGCUCGAGAUUGCUACGCUCCUUUCCUCCAGCAAACGUUUGUCAAGGUGACAGUUAUAGUCCUCUUCACGUGUCUCCUCGGUGUCAGCAUCUACGGCGUCCUGAUCAUGGAAGAUGGCUUGGAGAUCACCGACGUCGUACCCCGCGGCACCAGGGAGGAGGAGUUCCUCACUGUCCAGAGCCAGUACUUCAGCUUCUACAACAUGUACGCCGUGACCCAAGAGGACUUUGACUACGCCUCUCGGCAGAAGCAGCUGUACGCCUUCCACAACGCCUUCUCUGCCAUCCCGGAGAUCAUCAGAGAAGCCGAUGGUAGUCUACCAACCUUCUGGCUCCAGACGUUCAGGGACUGGCUCUUAGAAAUGCAAGAGGCUUUUGACCUGGAGAAGCAGAGGUACAGCAUCAAGACAGACCGAUGGUACUCCAAUGCAACGGACAAGGGUGUGAUAGCCUACAAGAUGAUCCUUCAGACCGGCAUUCCGGAAUCUCCUGCAGAUAUCAACAGGUAUCAUACUGGUAGAUUGGUGGAUGAGAACGGUGUCAUCUACGCCAAUGGUUUCUACAACUACCUGACGGUGUGGUACAACUAUGAUACCAUCUCCUACACUGCAUCCUACGGCAAUCUGCAUCCUGCUCCGCCCUCCUGGACACCAGUCGGCAAGGCUGAUCUCGAUGUCACAAUCCCAAAGGCCAACCCACUGAACUACACCCAGCUUCCGUUUUACCUCAACAACCUGAACACGACCCAAAAGGUGGUCAGCGUCAUCAAGGCCAUUCGCAACAUCUCCGACUACUACACGAGCGAGGGCCUGCCAAACUACCCCCUCGGUGUGCCGUUCACCUUCUGGGAACAGUACAUCCACCUUCGCUUCUACCUGGCCCUCUCCCUCGUCAGUCUCUUGGGGGCGUCCUUCAUCAUCGUGGCCCUGAUGCUUGUCAACCCCUGGGCAUCUCUGAUCCUGGUGUUUGUUCUUGGGAUGAUCACGGUGGAGCUGUUUGGUUUCAUGGGAUUGAUCGGUCUGAAGCUCAGUGCAAUACCGGCCGCUACUCUCAUUGUAUCCGUGGGCAUCGGUGUCGAAUUCACCCUGCAUACUUGUUAUGCCUUUUUGACAACCAUUGGUAACCGAGAAAGGAGGGUCACAUUCGCCUUGGAACAUACUUUUGCACCAGUGCUAGAUGGCGCUGUUUCAACCCUUCUUGGCGUUGUUAUGCUGGCUGGAGCAGAGUUUGACUUCAUUGUGAGCUACUUCUUUUACGUUUUUCUGGCACUCAUCAUCCUGGGGGUAUUAAAUGGAUUAGUCUUGUUACCAGUCCUUUUGUCAUUGUUUGGACCACAUGGUGAGGUUCAACCAGUGGCCAAUGCCAAUCGGCUUCCUUCCCCUACCCCGCCCCCUACUCCCCCCACCGAGCGGGCUACGAGGUUGAGGCACUGUAGGUGGGACAGUGAGCCCCCUGCUGGGUCGUAUCCAGCCGCUGUCAUCAGGGAAGACGUGUGUAGCAACUCAGAGCACAUAGAGAUACAUCCACCGGAGGUUGUUGUGGAAACCAGUGUUCAUCAUCCGCAUCUCGUAACCGAGAUGAUACAUCGCACAAAAGGCCACUCCAACUCACCCAACUCACAGAGGACACGGCCCCAGCGGACAUCGUCCAAGUACCCCCACCGACAGCAUCACCAACACCACCACCAUCCUCACCAUCAGUACCCGCACCACCACCACCAACACCCCCACUACUCCCGCCAGUCGUUCCCCUUCUCCACCAACAAUUCUUCCUCCUCCUCCUCAUCCUCCUCGCUAAAUAAAGACUCGCCCCAUCUCGCGAGACACGUGACCACGGUCACGGCAACCGCCAGGGUGUCGAUCGUCCACGGGAACACCUGCACCGUCGGCGAUGAGCGGAGGUACCCCAGGAGGGGAAGGCGAGGUGAGGAUACCGUUUUCUCAGAGUCCAAGGAGACGGAUGUGAAGUUGGAAUGCAUAGAGGCGGGAGAGGAAGAGCAGAGGGCCAAGAAGACGGAGGAUAGUGGUAGCGAUAAGAUCCAAGACUCAACGGUUUAGCAUGAUCGGGAGCUACCAAACUCUACCAAGCCAUUGUGACAACCUGCAAUCGAAUCAAGCAGCUGUUUUCCUUUUUUCGACUUUGUGGAUUGAAUGCCCGAGUCCCUGCUCUUUGUAUCUCCUUCUCGACAAGGUGGUGGGAUUGUGGAUUUGACUAUCAUAAAAAAAGAUUUGUAAACUAUCUCUCCAAAUUUAUCUUUUGCGAUUGUGAGGGAGAAUAACAGACUAAAGACAUGUACUAGUGGUGCUAACCUUCGAUUCAAAGGAAAUCGGAACACGACUCGACCCGUUGCCUGCCGUGACCGAGUCGUCCCUGGACAAAGCCUGUGGGAAGUACUGACUUCAGGAGUCAACGGGUUAACUGUAUUAUAAUCAAAGAUAUAGUACAAAGGCCUGAAAGAGUUAUCUAUUAUUUAUUUAUAUAUGGUAUUUGGAGUGAUAACGGAAACAAUGCGAAUCAGUUGUAUGAUUUAUUUAGGUUUUGUAUUCACCGUUGCACUCAUCAUAUUCUUGUCUUAUUUCAUGUUUGUAUAAAAGAUGUUUUAUGCAGAAUAAAUCUUGUACAUACCCCUCAUGCUGAAGAUAUUUUUGAUGUCAUUAUUAUACAAUCUUUGUAUACAGUGCCAGUAUUUUACAGUAAUUGAUACGAUAACGAACCAUGUACCUCGCUAAAUAUUUUAUAUAAUGUGAUUAUUUUAUGUAUAAGGAUAUGUUGUAUUUAUACAAAACAGAUGAUUUUUUUUUUACCAUGUAUAUGCUUUUGAGUAUAGUAACUGUACAAUUAUGCUUGAUAUUUUGUUGAUGAACAGGAACACAAAACUGCCAAUUUUUCCUUUAUAGACCUCUUUUUUUUUUCAUUGUAUUCUCUUUUAGAAGAGUGUUUGUAUAUACAUGUAUAGUGUUAUAUUCAUGUGCCAAAAUAUGCUCUUUUAUGUCGUAGUAGAUGACUUACAAGUGCAACUAAACUGGGGUUGGGAAUUAGCGCUUUGUAACUUUUUGAAAAAGCGCUUGAUAUUGUUAUUAUCAUUAAAUGGGGUUAAAUUUCUUUUUCAGGGUUACUAUCGUCAAGUUACAUGCGGGAUGGGGUAUUAGUUGCUGAUCUAAGAGUUAUGAAUAGAAAAAGGAAAUAUUGAUAAAGUUAAAUCGAUGGAGAACUGCAAACUCAUCCCAUCAAAGAUAUUCUUCGGCCUUAGCAUCAGGCACUGUCGGGGGAGGGGCGGGGGGAGUGAAAAAAGUUACUUCAUUACUUCAUUAUGUGGAUUGUAAAAUGCAGUAUGUAUCAUUUGUGCUGAAACGUUUCCUUCCCUGGGUAAUUCGCAACACCCAUUACACUGGUAGCGUAUUCACUAUAAAAGUUAAGAUAAUAUAUAUUUUAUUGGAUCUGGAAGUGGGGACUCCUGGCCUGUGGACCUCCAUCUUAUAAGUGAACGCCAUGACCGACUCAGAUAUUGGGUCGGAGUGAACUUUCGGAAAGGUAAAAUAACGAGAAGGUGGUACCAUUUUCUAGGAAGUUGAUUGUGUCAAGGAUGUUUCUGGUGGCGUGCGAGGUGAAAUCCAACGGGGCGUUGCAAGAAACUGCGAUCCAUUCGGAAGUCUAUUUUCGGUCCCUAAAUCAUUCAUAUCUCUUGUAUUGAUUGUAAAUUUAUGAUUGAUAGCUAAAUUGAUUUAUUAAUCGUAAAAUUGUAACGGAACAUUUUCCAUUGAUUGCAAAUCGUUUCUCGCAAGACCUUAAGGAUAUCGUUCUCUUGGGGAAAAAAUCUAAUGUAGGACACUGUAAGGUCAAGGGAAGAUCUUAUUAAUCCCCAUGUUUUUUCAACCAUUCAAAUGACUUGAAUUCCACCUAAAUACAUCUGUAAAGGAGCUCUCAGGUCUUGAUUCAG
This is a messenger RNA of Lytechinus pictus (painted urchin), 5791 nucleotides long. Its product is annotated as protein patched homolog 1-like. NCBI's taxonomy places the organism in Eukaryota, Metazoa, Echinodermata, Echinoidea, Temnopleuroida, Toxopneustidae. The record is from RefSeq and is a predicted model, not a curated record. The transcript is spliced from 23 exons. Bases 180 to 3911 code for a protein of 1243 amino acids. Gene Ontology annotation, cellular component: plasma membrane. Gene Ontology annotation, molecular function: hedgehog family protein binding; smoothened binding; hedgehog receptor activity. Gene Ontology annotation, biological process: negative regulation of smoothened signaling pathway.